CACCGAUCACACACAUCAUCACAUUCUCCAACGGUCAGCAUCUUGUCACAUUAGUUUGUUCUGUCUGUCUGUCUUUCUGCCUAUCUAUCUAUCUUCUUCUUGGAUCACUGGAUCACCUGCUAACAUCAACACUUCAUCCCAGACCCUUCAGUGUGUGGCUCUCAAGGACACUCCCUGCCACCAAGCACAGCCCUAGCUGUCACCCCCUAUGAAAUGUAGUGUGAAGGCAGUAAUAUUAUGCAGCAUAAACCAAGGGGUGUACUUUCCCCCCCUGGUCUCUCAAAUGUGCUUUCAAGGAGCCCGGCCAUGUUCUGCCACCAGCACUUCGGGCCCCUCCAGUCAGACCAAGCUCCUACCUCCUCUAGGCCUUCACCCCAACUGUGCCCUCUGCCCAGGCCAUCCUCCCCUACCUAGCAGGCCACCAACCUUCCCUUUCUUGUUCUCUCUCUCUCCCUCUCUCUCUCUCUUUCCCUCUUUCCCUCUCUCUCUCUCUCCCCCCUCCCUCUCCCCCGAAGGGUUGCCAUCCUACCUGAAGCAUGCAAGCACCGUGGCAGGCGGGUUCUUCAGCCUCUACCACUUCUUCCAGCUGCACAUGGUUUGGGUCGUGCUGCUCAGCCUGCUGUGCUACCUCGUGCUGUUCCUCUGCCGCCAUUCUUCCCAUCGCGGCGUCUUCCUCUCCGUCACCAUCCUCAUCUACCUACUCAUGGGUGAGAUGCACAUGGUGGACACAGUGACAUGGCACAAGAUGCGAGGGGCCCAGAUGAUCGUGGCCAUGAAAGCGGUGUCUCUGGGCUUCGACCUGGACCGGGGCGAGGUGGGUGCAGUACCUUCGCCCGUGGAGUUCAUGGGCUACCUCUACUUCGUGGGCACCAUCGUCUUUGGGCCCUGGAUAUCCUUCCACAGCUACCUACAGGCUGUCCAAGGCCGCCCGCUGAGCCGCCGGUGGCUGCAGAAGGUAGCCCGAAGCUUGGCGCUGGCCCUGCUGUGCCUUGUCCUGUCUACUUGUGUGGGUCCCUACCUCUUUCCAUACUUCAUUCCCCUUGAUGGUGAUCGUCUCCUUCGCAACAAGAAACGCAAAGCCAGGGGCACCUUGGUAAGGUGGCUGCGAGCCUAUGAGAGUGCCGUCUCCUUCCACUUCAGCAACUAUUUUGUGGGCUUUCUGUCUGAGGGCACAGCCACGCUGGCAGGGUCCGGCUUCAGCGAGCACAAGGAUCAUCUGGAAUGGGACCUGACGGUGUCCAAGCCACUAAAUGUGGAGCUACCACGGUCCAUGGUGGAGGUUGUCACAAGCUGGAACCUGCCUAUGUCUUACUGGCUAAAUAACUAUGUUUUCAAGAACGCUCUCCGCCUGGGGACCUUCUCAGCGGUGCUGGUCACCUAUGCAGCCAGCGCCCUCCUGCACGGCUUCAGCUUUCACCUGGCCGCUGUACUGUUGUCGCUGGCUUUUAUCACUUACGUGGAGCACGUCCUCCGGAAGCGCCUGGCUCGGAUCCUCAGCGCCUGUGUGUUGUCUAAGCGGUGCCGGCCUGACUGUUCACACCAGCAUCGCUUGGGCCUGAGGGUACGAGCCUUAAACUUGCUUUUUGGGGCCCUGGCCAUCUUCCACCUGGCCUACCUGGGCUCCCUGUUUGAUGUUGAUGUGGACGACACCACAGAGGAGCAGGGCUACGGCAUGACAUACACUGUCCACAAGUGGUCAGAGCUUAGCUGGGCCAGUCACUGGGUCACUUUCGGAUGCUGGAUCUUCUACCGUCUCAUAGGCUGAGGCAUAGGAUUCUCUUGGCCCCCUCCCCCCAAGAUCCCUCCUCCUCAGGGUGCCAGGCUCUGAUGAGGAAAUGAGGGAAGGCCGUCUCUACUCCCUUGACCUCACUCUAUCCAUGAUUCCCAACAUCUCUACACACACACACACACACACACACAGACACCAUUCCCAUGCCUGUCAAUCCUCACCCUUCCACAAGGGCAGGCAGGGGAUGGACCCUGCUGGGGCCUAGGGGUGGGGGGAUAGUUAGGAAAGCAGAGAAGGGGAGAUCCAGGGCCUCCCCGCCUACCUUCUCCCUUUUUAUAUUGUUUGUUAUUGUCAAAUAAAAGUAGGAAAUAU
Molecule: messenger RNA, 2101 nt
Organism: Ochotona curzoniae (black-lipped pika)
Lineage: Eukaryota; Metazoa; Chordata; Mammalia; Lagomorpha; Ochotonidae
Product: protein-serine O-palmitoleoyltransferase porcupine
Exons: 13
Coding region: 209-1765 (518 amino acids)
Biological process (GO): canonical Wnt signaling pathway; lipid modification; Wnt protein secretion
Cellular component (GO): endoplasmic reticulum; membrane
Molecular function (GO): palmitoleoyltransferase activity; Wnt-protein binding
Source: RefSeq, a predicted model, not a curated record